This is a messenger RNA of Heterobasidion irregulare TC 32-1, 1966 nucleotides long. RefSeq lists its product as uncharacterized. The transcript has 6 exons. NCBI's taxonomy places the organism in Eukaryota, Fungi, Basidiomycota, Agaricomycetes, Russulales, Bondarzewiaceae. The record is from RefSeq and is a predicted model, not a curated record. The coding region runs from base 163 to 1833 and encodes 556 amino acids.
UACCGCCACCCCGCACGCCCUCUCUCGCCCUUCCCCGCCAUCAUCGACGCUGACGACUCCAUCGUCCUCUCCGACGUCGUUCGCACAGGCGAAGCAUCUCGUCUUCGCCGUCGCGGUGCCAUCCGCGACCCUCCCUCCUCCACCCACCGCGCCCUCCCUUCCAUGUCCAUCCCACCCCCCAGCACCAAUCCCACCUCUCGUGCUUUCCCAGCUGAGCCACUCUCGCCUCCUCGAGCGCAAGUCCCUGGCACGCCCCCACCCCAGUGGUACUCGUACAGUCCCGCCGCUUGGGCCGACGCCGACGCCGCAGCCGACCCCUCAGCCGACCCCUAUUCAGGCCAGUAUCUAGACGACGACGACGACGAGUCUGGUGGCGCUGGCGGCGAGUGGGUGUGGGCGCGCAGGGCCAGCGGCGAGGGUGCAGACCUCAAUGGCUCCCGCGAGACACUCGAGGCAGAGGUCCGCCUCGAGGACUCCGAUCAGGCCGCGGGCUCCUACAUGCUCUUCUGCGGCGGCGAUCUGCCCGACAGCGACUCUGACUACGAACACAACCACGAUUAUGACUACGACCACGACCAUCCUGCGCAUCCUGCGCCCUCACGGCGUCGGGCGUCCGCUUUUGGUCCCGCCCCGGCCCCUGCCCGCCGUGGGUCUAAACCUCGCCGCACGAACGGAUGCGGCGCACUCGUCCACACUGUCGCGCUCCCGCGGCGCAGGCACGGCGUCUGGAUUGCCCGAGGCACAGCCGGCCUUGCAGUCGGGCCUAUGGAUGCCGAGUACUUCGACUGCAAGGCCAUAGCGAAGAUGAUGCAGAGCGCGUGCGGCUGCAUACGCGAGGGUGUCGGAUGCCGUGUCUGCCGCCGGCGAGAGCCUCUUCACCUCAUCCUCACUAUCUACCACCCGCCGCCCCUCCCUCGCCGCCCCUUCCCCGCGGCGCCCCUCAGGCCCCUCGUACUGGCUGCCCCCCGCCCAGCACGCCCGCGACCCCCCCGUGUCCCCCUUACCCACCUCCCGCGCCUCGACGGGCACCCCACCGGCCUUCGCGCCCAGCCCCGGCCGCGGCUCGCCGCGCCGCGCGAUCUUCACCUUCUUCUCCGCCAACGUCCGCUCCGCGCCGGGCUUCAUGUUCCCCGCUCGCGCGCCGCCCCCGGCAUCCCCCGCGGGCUCGGACUCCAGCGCACCCGAGGAGAUGGAAGCACGCGCGGGCGGCGCAGCCAGGCGCCCGAGCUCCGCGCUCGUGUUCUCCUCGCCCCCGCCGCCCCCGCCGCCCCCGCCGCGGCGUCCGCUCGUAUCGCGCGGUUCUGGGACGCCGCGGACGCGGAAGGCGUGCGGGUGCUGGAUGACGGGCCCGCGGCGGACCGCUGGACACAGAGAGCGGGGAGCACGAGGGCGAAGGCGAGGGCGAGGGCGAGUUGGGCGAGAAGCCGGCUGAGAGCGCCGGGCCGAGCGCAGGGGCGGGGGCGGGAGCGGGCGCAGGGACCUGGAUUCGCGUGGGCGGGCGGGUGUGGCCCGACCGGUGAUGGCUGCGUCUCGGCGAUGCCGCCGCCGCCGCCGCCGCCGAGGCUGGAGACUAGCAAAGCAAAGCAAUGCGGCCCUAAUCGUCCCGCGCUCGCAUCCUUUGUUCUUGUUAAUAACUACCAUCUCAUCCCAUCCCGCGGACCCUGUCUCUGUCUCUCGUCUGUUCAUGCAGACCGCGUUGCUCCUCUACAUACAUACCACCCAGGAAUCUCUCCCCCUGCAUUGGUCGCGUUCGCUCUCCAGGGAGAGAUGCGUGUGACGUCCGUGGCUGCGCCUCACAUAUACGCGUGCGCCCACGUACGUACGUCUAGCUAGUCUAUACAUCUAUACAUCCGUAUCCGUAGCCAUGUCCAUCGCGCCUUGUCUCUGUCUCUGUCUCUGUCUCUGUCUCUGUGCUUAGCCCGUCCAUAUCAUGUUUUCGAUGCGUUUGAUAUGCAUGUUCCAUAUU